AUGGGACAAGUCACAUAUUUUCCGAAGGCAGCUCAAGAAGUUAGCACAUUAAUCACAUUCUACUCGAUAAUUUUGAUGUUGGGCAAUGGAAUUUUCGAUUCAUCUGAUCCAUUCUAUGUUCCACGUUUGUUCCUUCAAUUUGCGUUCGCAAGCAGUUGCGUGUUCACAUUUUUCAAAUCAUUGAUGGUGUGUCAUGACAAGAUUCGAAAAACUGGAAACCGGGAGAAAUACAGAAGAGAUUAUCUGACUGGAUGUUUCGGAAUGAUUCUUGCCAUCUACACCGCAUUCAUUUACAUGUGUUACAAUCAAUUUCAGCUUCUGACGUCAUCAUUCCUCUUCUUUGCAUGCAACUACAUUUCCAUCUUGUUUUACUUAACGUUCAUUCGAGAUUGCGAAUCGAAAUGUAGAGUGAGACCAGUGAAAGGACAUCUCAUUGCGAUGAUCGCUUUAUUCCAUGUUAUUGGACUGAUUACGACUUACAACUUGCUCAUUUUACGUGGUUUCCCACACUAUGGAGGAGUUCUUCUCGCAAUCCAAGUGAUGUAUUCAUUCGAGCUGACUCUCCUUAUUCCAACUUUUUUUGCUGUUUUGAUGAAUCGCAUUGAAAUUCCUAUCAAAAGCACAGUUAUCAAAACAGGAGAAGUGGGAACAAUGCGUGAAUUGAGGUCAUUCGACGGAGAUGGAGUCAGCUAUACAUCAGUCGAUGAGACCGGAGAAUCCGCGUUGAUGUCGGAAACAGGUGCAGAGUGUGAAAUCUGUAUGGUGAAAUACGAUAGAGCAGUCGAGAAGCACACUCCUCGAAUUCUGAUCAAAUGCGGACACACAAUGUGCCAAGGUUGCAUCGGAAAUUUAUUAGAAUACAACAGUCAUCAAGACGUUUGCUGUCCAUUCUGCCAACAAGUCACUGUUGUGAACGGAGGUUCCGCCAGCUAUCUUCCGAAAAAUUACGGAAUGCUGAAGUUAAUUCGUUAA
This is a messenger RNA of Caenorhabditis remanei, 972 nucleotides long. RefSeq lists its product as uncharacterized. Lineage: Eukaryota; Metazoa; Nematoda; Chromadorea; Rhabditida; Rhabditidae. The record is from RefSeq and is a predicted model, not a curated record. The coding region runs from base 1 to 972 and encodes 323 amino acids. The transcript is spliced from 4 exons.